Messenger RNA from Galeopterus variegatus (Sunda flying lemur), 1277 nucleotides. Its product is annotated as zinc finger MYM-type protein 6-like. Gene Ontology annotation, molecular function: zinc ion binding. The record is from RefSeq and is a predicted model, not a curated record. The transcript has 10 exons. NCBI's taxonomy places the organism in Eukaryota, Metazoa, Chordata, Mammalia, Dermoptera, Cynocephalidae. Bases 144 to 1277 code for a protein of 377 amino acids.
UGCGGGGUCUUGGGUCCUAUUCCCCGUCUCCCGCCCAGUGCUCCUCCGGGAGCAGAGAAGCGACACAAGGAGUCCAGCUAUCCAUUACCAAGAAUAUAUCUAUUAGUUUUAUACUGGGGAAUUCCUUUAUAUAAAAAUUUAGAAUGAAAGAACCUUUGGAAGGUGAAUGUGAAAAAGCAGUGACACCACAGCAGGGACUUCUGGACAAAAUUAAAGAAGAACCUGACAAUGCUCAAGAGUAUGGAUGUGCCCAACAGCCAAAAACUCAAGAAAGUGAACUGAAAAUUAGUGCUGUGUUUUCAGUUAGUGACAGUCCUCUUGCCCAACAGUUGACUCCAGGCUUUCAGCUUUCUCUCGCACCAUCUCGUCCAAAUAUAUGGGUUCCUUCAGUUCCAGCUGUAGCAAUUCAAGUUUUUUGUUCUGGGUGUAAAAAAAUGCUUUAUAAGGGGCAAACUGCAUAUCAUAAGACAGGAUCUACUCAGCUCUUCUGUUCCACACGAUGCAUCACUGGAUAUUCUUCACCUGUCUGCCUACCACCUCCUCCCAAGAAAACCUGCACAAACUGCUCAAAAGACAUUUUAAAUCCAAAGGAUGUGAUUACAACCCGAUUUGAAAAUUCCUCUCCUAGCAAGGAUUUCUGCAGCCAGUCAUGCUUGUCAUCUUAUGAGCUAAAGAAAAAACCAGUUGUUACCAUAUAUACCAAUAGUGUUUCGACUAAGUGCAGUAUGUGUCAGAAGAAUGCUGAUAUUCGAUUUGAAGUUAAAUAUCAAAAUGUGGUACAUGGUCUUUGCAGUGAUGCCUGUUUUUCAAAAUUUCACUCUACCAACAACCUCACCAUGAACUGUUGUGAGAACUGUGGGAGCUAUUGCUAUAGUAGCUCUGGUCCUUGCCAAUCCCAAAAGGUUUUUAGUUCAACAAGUGUCACGGCAUACAAGCAGAUGGCCAAGUGUGAUGGUUGUAAACGACAGGGUAAGCUAAGUGAGUCCAUAAAGUGGCGAGGCAACGUCAAACAUUUCUGUAACCUGUUUUGUGUCUUGGAGUUUUGUCAUCAGCAAAUUAAGAAUGAACCUCAUUCACAAAAUAAAGUAAAUAUUUCUAAGGUGCAAACUGCUUUGAAGGAGCUUCCUUCUACAAGGACGGAUACGACACCAGUUAUAACCAAUGUGGUGUCACUGGCAAAAAUACCUGCUGCCCAGCCCACAAGGAACACUAACAGUGUUUUAAAAGGUGCAGCUACUAAAGGGGCAGCAAAGAUCAUUGAAGAUCUCCUCUGGUGA